CGCUUUAUGGGAGAUAAUUUUCAGAUAAUGAGAUAAUUUCCUCGGGGUGUUGACAACCAUCGGCCUGUGGAUUCAACACACGUAGCAAAUACGCUAUUAAAACUUUCCACGCUGCCUGGGUUAAAAAAAAAAAUCCACAACCUGUAAUUACUGCAGGCGGACACGUUUAUUCUGCAUCCAUCAAGCUAUUUAAAGUAAAUGAAGGUAAAUCUUCCUCAGCCUACAAUCCUCCUCACACACGGUUGAGCCAAUGGCAGGACGCAUGGGGCUGCUGCUUUAGACCAAUGACAAAGUAGUCUGAGUACGCACUCCGCUGGAAGACGACGACCAUGGACUGGAGUAGUAGUGUCCUUUUCGGUGGAACAAACUUUUAGUUUCGAUCCGGGCAAACACGGAGUGAGGUGGGGGAGCUGCUCUGAGCAGUCAUGGGGGAGAUUGAGGGUUCAUACCGGGUCCUGCAGACCCCUGGCAUAAGGCUGGGAGCCCAGUUCAACCCCGGAAUCAGCACCUUGGAGCCGGGCCAGAGCCUCAGUGGCAACAUGGUCGGCGGGAGCAGAAGCCACGGUCGAGGAGGAGUACAGAUCCGUGUGCAGGGGCUGGACGACUCCCAGGAGUUCUUUGAUAUUGACCCGAAAGCGAUUGGACAGAUCCUCCUCUCUGAGGUUUUCGUGAGAGGCAACCUCAUAGAGAGUGAUUACUUUGGCCUGGAGUUCCAGAACAUGCAGAUGAACUGGGUUUGGCUGGAACCCACAAAACUCAUUAUGAGACAAGUCAGACGACCAGCGAAUACGCUCUUUAGACUGUCAGUGAAAUUCUUUCCUCCAGACCCCGGUCAGCUGCAGGAGGAGUACACGAGGUACUUGUUUUCGCUGCAGAUGAAAAGAGAUCUGAUGGACGGCAGGUUGAUCUGCACAGAAAACACAGGCGCCCUGCUGGCCUCACACCUCGUCCAGUCGGAGAUUGGCGACUAUGAUGACGUGGCCGACAGGGACUUCCUGAGGAUGACCAAGCUGUUGCCUUACCAAGAGAAGGUGCAAGAGAGGAUCAUGGAGCUCCACCGCAGGCACCUGGGCCAGACUCCAGCCGAAUCAGAUUUCCAGAUCCUGGAGAUUGCCCGUAAACUGGAGAUGUACGGCGUCCGCUUCCACCCAGCAGCCGAUCGGGAAGGCACCAAAAUCAAUCUGGCUGUUGCUCACAUGGGCCUUCAGGUUUUUCAGGGCACCACAAAAAUAAAUACCUUCAACUGGUCCAAGAUCCGCAAACUGAGCUUCAAGAGGAAACGGUUCCUGAUCAAGCUCCACCCAGAGGUUCAUGGCCCCCAUCAAGACACUCUUGAGUUUAUGAUGGCCAGUCGAGACCAAUGUAAAAUCUUCUGGAAGAUCUGUGUGGAGUACCACUCAUUUUUCCGUUUGUUUGACCAACCCCAGCCAAAAUCCAAAGCUAUCCUCUUCACCAGAGGCUCUUCCUUCAGAUACAGUGGGAGGACCCAGAAGCAACUUGUGGACUACGUCAGGGAAAAUGGAGCAAAGAGAACUCCAUACCAGAGGAGGAACAGUAAAAUACGAAUGUCUGCUCGCUCCCUCGCCACAGAUGUGCCAAAACAGAGCUUGUCAUUCAAUGACAGUCUCAGGGCCCCAGGCUCCCCUUCCUCCGCUUCUGUGUCCUUCUUCCCAGCGCACAUCUCCAGCGUCCUCCCACGGACUGAACUCCAGCCUCAGCCACAGCCUUUGCCCGCACUGAGCCGGUCUCCAGCAGCGCCUCCCCAGCAGCAGCAGCUUCAGUCCCCUCCACAAGCCACCAGACCCCCCAGCCCUCCGAAGGAAGAACCUGUCAAGGCCGCUUCCCCAUCUCACUUCGCUUUUCAAGACUCGGUCGUGGACAGCCCUCAGCUCUCGCCCCUCACUUCCAAAGGUCCCCUCUGCCUGUCCCCCUCCUUCCAGAUGUCGACCCUCAGUCUGCCAGGCCAGGCCCCGUCGCCACUGCAGAGCCCCAUCCUGAGCGAGGUGGGCAGCAAUGCCAGGCUAGAGGAGGAGGAGGAGGGCAGGAGGAAGCGAUAUCCCACCGAUAAGGCCUACUUCAUUGCCAAAGAGAUUCUGACCACAGAGCGAACGUACCUGAAAGACCUCGAGGUCAUCACUGUGUGGUUCCGCAGUGCUGUGAUCAAAGAAAACGCCAUGCCAGAAGGCCUGAUGACCCUCCUGUUCUCCAACAUCGACCCCAUCUAUGAGUUCCACCGAGGCUUCCUGAAGGAGUUGGACCAGAGGCUGGCUCUCUGGGAGGGACGCUCCAAUGCUCACGUCAAAGGGGACUAUCAGAGGAUCGGUGAUGUGAUGCUGAGGAACAUGUGCUCUCUUAAGGAAUUCACCAGCUUCCUGCAGAAACACGACGAGGUGUUGACAGAGCUGGAGAAAGCCACCAAGAGGCUGAAGAAGCUGGAGACGGUCUACAAAGAGUUUGAGCUGCAGAAAGUCUGCUACUUACCCCUCAACACAUUCCUGCUCAAGCCCAUCCAGCGCCUCAUGCACUACAAACUCAUCCUGGAGAGACUGUGCAAGCAUUACUCUCCCUCCCACCGUGAUCAUGACGACUGCAAGGAGGCUCUGAAGGAAGUGGCUGAGAUCGCCACUCAGCUGCAGAGCAGUCUCAUCCGGUUGGAGAACUUCCAGAAGCUGACCGAGCUGCAGAGAGACCUGAUUGGCAUCGAGAACUUGACAGCACCGGGCAGGGAGUUCAUUCGAGAGGGAUGUCUGUACAAGCUCACCAAGAAAGGACUGCAGCAAAGGAUGUUUUUCCUGUUCUCAGACAUGCUCCUCUACACGAGCAAAGGUGUUACAGCGACCAAUCAGUUCAAAGUGCAUGGCCAGCUGCCCCUUCAUGGCAUGAUUCUCAUAGUGCUGGAUGCACCGGUUGAGGAAAGUGAGAAUGAGUGGUCGGUGCCUCACUGCUUCACCAUCUACUCUGCUCAGAGGACCAUUGUCGUGGCUGCCAGCUCUAAAGUUGAGAUGGGGAAGUGGAUUGAGGAUCUGAACAUGGCUAUCGACAUGGCCAAGAAGUCGCAGGAGAAAUCCAGCAUCUUUCUCGACGCUGGGCUCGGCGAUCACUCCAACCGGUCAUCUGAUGAGGUUUCUCUGGAGCAGGAGUCGGAGGAUGACAUGAACUCCUCCCGAACUUCACUGGACAAGCAGACGCACCACCGUGCCAACACCACCAUGCAUGUGUGCUGGCACCGCAACACCAGUGUGUCUAUGUCAGAUCACAGCCAGGCUGUGGAGAACCAGCUCUCAGGUUACCUCCUGAGGAAGUUCAAGAACAGUAAUGGCUGGCAGAAACUCUGGGUCGUCUUCACCAACUUCUGCUUGUUCUUCUACAAGACUCACCAGGAUGACUUCCCGCUGGCGAGCCUCCCACUGCUCGGCUACACAGUCAGCACCCCCGAAGAAUCAGACAGCAUUCACAAGGAGUACGUCUUCAAACUGCAGUUCAAGUCCCACGUUUACUUUUUCCGCGCAGAAAGCGAGUACACCUUCGAAAGAUGGAUGGAGGUGAUCAAGAGUGCAGCCAGCACGGCGGGCCGGAUGAGCCUGCUCAUACCCAAAGGAGGUCCCAUGGAGAUAAACGGAAACUAAGUCGAACAUCAUGUGUCUGGAGGCUGGGCCUCUGGGACGUCACAAAGACUGUCCACUCUCGUUCUUGGUGUAAUUUUUUUAUGUGAAGGGAAGACGAUAACAACUGCAGACUGAAAGAUACUGCCAGUUGAAGUGUUAACAUUUCUCAGCCUAAAGAUUUAAUUCUAACGAUCUGUGCAUUUUUCUUGAUUAAUGAUGUAAAUGAUAACAUUUGUUCCCAGGAUAUAAUGAAAGGGAGACGUGUACAUUUUGAUCAGUUUUUGCAUGUGUGGCGCUCGAUGGGGCCGUUCACAUGGACUGAUGGGAAAUACUGUUAUAAUGGGACCAACACAAAGGGCUUUAAUUCGGGCCCUGUAAAGGAAUUUCCUCCUGAAGGGUACGUUCGGUAUUUUUCAACCUGGAUCCUUUUGUCCUCAUGUGUUUGUGUCUAAGUGACGAAUGAGAACGACUAUUUUUGAAGCUGGUCCAGUUUUGCGUGAGAGUGCUGCAGCCAGGCUGCGAUGUAACCACUCUGGACAUGUUCACACGUCAAAUUACUUUGACUAAACUGUUUUGUUUUUGCCACUGACAGGCUCAGAUUGUCAUUAUAAAUGACUGACUCUUUAUAGAAAGGAUCCCUACAGAGAUAGACCUCUCUGCUAAAGAGGAAGAUCCUUUUUGUUUAACCAGAAACAGUCCCAACAUCGUCAUCGCCAAACGCACUAGACUCCAUUUAAAUAAACAGUAAUUUUAGCGUGUACAGAGCCAGCAUGUUCUAACUUCUAACUGGGUAAAGUAAGGGUUUAUUUCAACCAAACCAGAGCUGAUGAUUGUUGGAACAGUGUUAAGAUGAAGCACGACGGCUUUUGUGUAUUUUAUUUUGUUUCUAUCAACUUUGAAUUAAGUGUUAUUUUCAAUCCUAAAAUUACUGUUUAUUUAAAUGGAGUCUGGUGGGCAUGGCUAUGGCGAUUUUGGGGCUGUUUCUGGUUAAACCAGAAGGCUCUUACUCUAACAAAAGGUCUAUCUUUGUCGGGAUCCUUUCCAUAAUGUUGUCAGACACUCUGAAUAAUAAUCUGAGCCUGUCAGAGGCAAAAACAAACACUUUAACUGGACAGAAAUUGAUGGUGAACAUGCACCAAGUGGUUAAAUCACAGCCCGUUUUGCUGCUGCCAGCUGCAGCGCUCUCUCUCAAUACUGGACUAGUUAAAAAAAAACUUUUGUCUCUUAGUCACCCAGACUCAAAAACAUAGGAAAAUAGUGUCCAGGUUGAAAAACACCAAAGUUACCCUUUAAGUACAUGACGACUGAAGCUUUGUUUGGUACAGCUCUGCUACGACCGGGACACAGGUGAUAUACAGUAUGUGGGAAAUGAAGGUACAGGAUCGUAUGUGCUCUGUGCAUUGUAAGAGUCAGAUGUGUGUGUGGGAGAUGGAGGCGAGCAGAAGGUUUACAGGAUGUUGAAACAAGUUUACGAGGAGAAGACGCAUGGGAAGCUUCGAGCAAUUUAGCAACGUUGCUAAAGGUUUUCAGAAUACAUUUUUUCAUAUAAGCAGUAUUUAUUUCUAUCUGAGGCUUUAUUUUCCUGUGAAUUGAAGGACGUUUCAAAUGUUCAAAAGGGAGCUGUUCUGCUUAACUCUCCUGAUUAGUCAUAGGCAGCGUUAUGGCCAGUUUGGUGCUACAUUUCUCUCUUUUAAUAUCAAAUGUAAUCAAAUGUAUCCUGUUUUUAUUUUUGCAUAUAGGGAUAACAACCUGAGGAAAAAAUGUGCAGUGGUUACUCUCGUGUUUACUGUGUGUACAAGUUGCAGAUUUUCCUCCUAAAAAUGAAAAACAAGAAGAACAUAUUUUGAAGUAAUCGUACUCGGUGAUGAUGUCGUGCUGUGUCGGACUGUGUUAGACGAAUGGGAGCUGACUUAUGGGAGACACCAGUGACGCUUAUUGUCAAUUAUUUAGUGCGCUACAAGCAACCGUGGUAGUAUUUGGUAUAUUUUUUUGUAUGAAGACUGGAAUCUUUACCCUUCUGUGUGUGUUUGUGUGUGUGUGUGGUUGCGUGUGUGGAGAAGCCACUGGAGCUGUUAACGUAAGGUGAUGAUAGAGGUCAUCUCCAAAACCAUCUGACAUUCUGUGUGUGUAAGAGACUCACUGUUGCACAGUUAACAUACAGUAUGUUACUCCUAUUUAUUGUUUAGCAGCAUGUCAUCAGGGCCGUGCUCCUGGAUGCCCUCAUGUAGUCCUCAUGUUAUUCCUUUGAAAAUCUAACAAAUAAAAGAUCUUUUCAAUCACA
Epinephelus lanceolatus (giant grouper) is the source of this 5886-nucleotide messenger RNA. NCBI's taxonomy places the organism in Eukaryota, Metazoa, Chordata, Actinopteri, Perciformes, Serranidae. The record is from RefSeq and is a predicted model, not a curated record.